Molecule: messenger RNA, 622 nt
Organism: Serinus canaria (Common canary)
Lineage: Eukaryota; Metazoa; Chordata; Aves; Passeriformes; Fringillidae
Gene: RPL23
Product: ribosomal protein L23
Exons: 5
Coding region: 149-571 (140 amino acids)
Biological process (GO): translation
Cellular component (GO): cytosolic large ribosomal subunit; ribosome
Molecular function (GO): structural constituent of ribosome; large ribosomal subunit rRNA binding
Source: RefSeq, a predicted model, not a curated record
AUUAUCCCCGGUCGCUCUUUCCGUCCCCGCCGCCCGCUCCCGGUGCCGGUGAGGGUGUUGCGUCCCGGGAGCCGCCAGGGGGCGCCGCGCGGGGAGCGAGGCGGGGUGGGCGCGUCACGUGACAUCCGCCGCCUCUUCCGCCGCCAAGAUGUCGAAGCGAGGACGCGGAGGUUCGUCCGGGGCCAAGUUCCGCAUCUCCCUGGGUCUCCCGGUGGGGGCCGUGAUCAACUGUGCCGAUAAUACCGGGGCCAAGAACCUCUACAUCAUCUCCGUGAAGGGCAUCAAGGGCCGCCUGAACCGGCUGCCGGCGGCCGGCGUGGGUGACAUGGUGAUGGCCACGGUGAAGAAGGGCAAGCCGGAGCUGAGGAAGAAGGUGCACCCAGCAGUGGUGAUCAGGCAGCGGAAAUCCUACAGGAGAAAAGAUGGGGUGUUCCUGUACUUCGAGGACAACGCAGGAGUGAUUGUAAAUAACAAAGGGGAAAUGAAAGGCUCGGCCAUCACCGGCCCCGUGGCCAAGGAAUGUGCAGAUCUGUGGCCCAGGAUCGCCUCCAACGCCGGGAGCAUCGCCUGAUCCCGACCCUGCCCCUGCCCAGGGACACAAAAUAAAACUCCUUGUACCAAC